AUGACCGCAUUGAAGUCUCCUCAGCCUAUAUCGAAAUCGCUCGUUUUUCCCAUUUUCGUGAACACUCACCCAUACUCUGCUUUCUCAGAAUUGGAGAAAAGACAACUUGGCGUGUGUCCUGCACCUCAGCUAACAAUGCCACCGAGAAAGGCUGCAGCGAAGGUGAAGCCACAUAUCUCUGAUAGUACUGAUGUCGAUCUCCAGAACUGUUUGUUGCGCAUCGACAAGGGCACCGAUGUUUAUGGGAUGCUAGUGAUUGAGCUGGAGAGUGGGCGCUCCCCCAAGGCAUGCGAGCUGAUUGCUCAAAAUAUUCCUGGGUCAAACACAACCGACAAGAGUCGCGGAAAGCAGGGUGUUUACAGAAACUGUCGUUUUUUGCGUCUGACUAAAGAAGGAAUUCAGACUGGCGAAGUUAUCCCAGCUGCAAAAUCUGUUCCUGCAGCCGAGCUGGAGGGCGAGCUAGGUCGUGUGCCACACUGCUACGGCGCAGUAUCGCUGUGUCGCAGUUCUGCCUCUUUUGAUGGGUCACAGUUUUUCAUCUGUCUCACCAGAGAUUCCGCGGAGCUCGAUCACUUAAACAAGAAAUACGUCUGCUUCGGACGCGUUGUCGAGGGACAGGAUAUCUUGGCAGCUUUGCAGAGUGAUUUAGCCGAGUAUUCUGGAGACAUGGGCCUGCUCAGCGAGGACUGUCCCUACAUGAUGAUGGAGCUUACCUACGCAUUGAUGUAA
This is a messenger RNA of Leishmania braziliensis MHOM/BR/75/M2904, 729 nucleotides long. RefSeq names its product putative cyclophilin 8 (gene CYP8). The coding region runs from base 1 to 729 and encodes 242 amino acids. The record is from RefSeq and is a predicted model, not a curated record. Lineage: Eukaryota; Euglenozoa; Kinetoplastea; Trypanosomatida; Trypanosomatidae. Gene Ontology annotation, molecular function: peptidyl-prolyl cis-trans isomerase activity. The transcript has a single exon. Gene Ontology annotation, biological process: protein peptidyl-prolyl isomerization.